AUGGAACAACCAAAGGGCGAGACUGAGUCGGACAGGAGCAACCUGCCCCUGCCGUCGGAGACCGGGUCAUGUGCUGCUGCACCCUUCCCAGUCCUCCCAGCCUCACUCCUGGGCACCCCAGACCCAGCCCACCUGGGGCUCCCUGAGAGCCUGGCCUCGGUCACCGUGCCCAUCCGCCUCGACGCCCUCUCCUACCUGCUGCACAGUGCCCUCCUCGGGGCUUACAGCCUCCAGCAGUCUAUGCCUGCCUGCCCAUGCUCGGCCCAGGACUGCUGCACCCAACCCAGCAUGGCCAAGAGGCCACCCCGGGGCCGCGGUGGGUGGGAAGCAUGGCGCAGGCCAGGCCGAGGCCAGGGCCCGGGCCCGGGGCCAGGUCAGGGCCAGAGUCAGCAGCGAUGGGGCUCAGGGAGGGCUGAGCAGCCCGAGAGAGGCUGGCCGGGGAGGCCUGGGGCUGGUCCCAAGACCCGACCGACAACACCGCCACUGCCCACCCAGGAUGGGAAGAAAACACGAGGCCUGGAGCCCCCUCCUGAGACGCCCCCAACUGCUGAAGACUGGGAAACUGAAUACUAG
Molecule: messenger RNA, 573 nt
Organism: Ochotona curzoniae (black-lipped pika)
Lineage: Eukaryota; Metazoa; Chordata; Mammalia; Lagomorpha; Ochotonidae
Gene: CUNH19orf84
Product: chromosome unknown C19orf84 homolog
Exons: 2
Coding region: 1-573 (190 amino acids)
Source: RefSeq, a predicted model, not a curated record